CUCCUCUCCGCCUGACCGGAGGCACCUGCCCUCAGUGAUUCAGAAGUGGUGUGUCACUCUUGUUCCUACCGUAGCGACUCUCGUUGGUGUAGUGAGCUGUGCUUAUUGUGCCAAGUCCUGUGAUUUGCUAAGUUUCAUCGUCUCUCUCUGCAGUUGAGACUGCAAGCUUGCCGAGCGCUGCCAUUCUGGUGCUGUUUUAAAUAAGUGGCCCCGACCCAGAAUGGGUUCCACGGGGGAGAGUUUCGCACCGAGCUUCACACAGAAGCCCAAACUGCGACAAGAAGACGAUGGCAAUAAGCUUAUCUUCGACUGCAAGCUCCUCGCGAACCCUCAGCCCGAAAUCAACUGGUACCGAGGGGAGACUCACAUCAAGGAGAGUAAGAGGGUAGCAAUAAACAUCAAGUCAGGGGGCAAGGACCUUUACGAUGUACAGCUUAUCUUAGACGAUGUUGAAGAAGAGGACGCUGGUCUCUACAAAGUCAAGGCCAAGAAUAAGUACGGUGAAGUUUCAGCCUCAAUCAACCUCAACUUCAGCCCUACCGAGCCAACUCCGGACACAAGGCAAAUCGAUGGCGUGGCUCCAUCCUUCCACCAGAAACCGAUCAUCAAGCAGGAGGGCGGCGGAUCGAUCAUCGUCUUCGAGGCAAAAAUCAAGGCGGCACCGAAGCCAGAGAUCGUUUGGUUCCGCGAUGGCAAUCCGGUCAAGCAGACCAGGCGGAGUCAGCUGAGCAUUCAAAAAGAAGACGGCUUGUUCGUGAUUCUACUGAAGCUCACUGACGUCACAGUCGAAGACGCUGGCAAGUACAAGGUUACCGCUAAAAACGAACUGGGAGAGAGCAACGCUACCAUCAGCCUAAAUUUCGACAGCUCCUUUAUGCUCAAAACAGGCGACGAUUCUCCCCCACCGGACCUCCUCAAGCCUGCCUUCACCGAACGACCGGCCAUCCGGCAGUCCGAGGACGGUUCCUCCGUCAUCUUCUCGACGAGAUGCGUGGGCAACCCGCAGCCUAACAUUUCGUGGUUUUUCCAAGGGAUGAAGAUAUUGGAAGGUCUCAGGCACAAGCUGAGCAUAGAGCCUGAUGGCAAAGUUUACUACAUCGUCAAGCUCGAAAUUCAGAAAGUAUCCAAGAAAGACGAAGGCGAAUACAAGAUUAUGGCUUCGAACAAACUUGGGGAAGGCCACGCAACCGUAAAUUUACGAUUCGAAGGCGACGUAGCAACUGAUAAACCGAAAAUCCCCGACGGCAAGGCUCCCCGGUUCCCCAAGAAGCCGGAGAUCAGGCAAGAGGGCGACAAGCUCAUCAUGGAGUGCAUGCUGGAGGCCAACCCUGAGCCUGAGGUCACCUGGUACAAAGACAACACGCUCAUCCAAGAGCACGGGCGGAUCUCGAUGUACAAGAAGAUCUGCGGCAAGGACCAGUACGUGGUGUCGGUGACGGUGAUGGGACCAACAGCAGACGAUGGAGGACAGUGGCGGUGUAACGCCUUCAACCCCUUCGGCGAUUCCAACGCUAACAUUGCCCUCAACUUCAAAGAGGGCCUGGCCGUUCCUGAAGGCUAUGCACCCACGUUCUUGGACAAGCCUUCCAUCAUCCCUAACGAAACUGGCACCAUGAUCACCAUGAAGGUGCGGUGCAAAGCCAAGCCACAGCCAACAGUCGAGUGGUACAAGGACGGCAAGAAGGUCGAGAGCGCCAAACGACUUGUCAUUAAAGAGCAUAAAGUCACGGAAGAAAUGUUUGAGUAUUCUUGCAUCGUCAAGGAGCCUUGUGGUAAGGAUGCUGGCAAGUACAAGUGUGUGGCGAUGAAUCAGUUCGGCGAGGCUACUGCAAAUGUUAACCUUAACAUCGAGAGUGAGCCAGAAGCUCAAGGAGAACCUCCAACCUUUGUAGAAAAGCCUUUGAUCAAGUGGGAGGAAGAAGCAGGGAGAGUUUUGAUGAUUGCUUUAGUAAAGGCAGAUCCAAAACCGUCCGCCGCUUGGUCCAAAGAAGGCGUGUCCAUUUCUAGCGGAGGCCACUACACCAUCACCGUGACGGAUGACCGCCCUGAUGUCUACCGGAUCUGUCUCGAGCUCAGGAAACCUCAGCCGUCGGACGGUGGCAUCUACAAGUGCAACAUCAAGAACGAAUUUGGCGAACUGAACGCAAAUUUGAACCUCAACAUCGAAGUGGCUCCAACUAUCAAAAAGGCCCCGAAGAUCAUUUCGAUUGUAAACAAAACGGUGAUCAUCGAGUGUGUUAUUGUGUCAACCUCGAAGCCUGCCUGUGAGUGGAGGAGAAAUUCUACGUCCGUGAAACAGAGUUCCCGCCACAACGUUUCAGUCAGAGAGGCUUCUGAAGGGUGCUACCAGGUUCAGCUGGAAAUUAACCAGGCUGACAAGAGUGACGCUGGCUCCUAUAAAGUCACAGCCAAGAACGAGAAGGGAGAGACAACGUCGAGCGAGGUGGAGUUGCGCGUCGACAUGCUCGAGGAGGAGAUUGUGGAAGAGGAAGAGGUUGUAGAAGAAGAAAAAGAGCCGAUCGAAGAGGAGAAAGAAGAGAAAGUAGAAGUUAAGGAGGAAAUUAAGGAGGAGAAAAAGGAAAAGAAAGAGGUGAAGAAAGAAAAAGAAGAGAAGAAAGAAGAAAAGAAAAAGGAGGAAAAGAAAGAAGCAAAAGUCGAAAUAAAAGAAGAAUUGGUUGAAGAAACAAAAAUUGAACAGAAGAAGGAUAUUAAGAAGGCAGAAAAAAUAGAGGAAAAGAAAGUCGAGAAAAAGGAGAAGAAAACGGAGGAGAAAAGAGUAGAGAAAGUCGAGGAGAAGAAGGCAGAAAAAGUCGAAGAGAAGAAGGUAGAAGUGAAGAAGACGGAGGUCAGAGAGGAGAAAGUAGAGAAGAAGCUGGAAACGAAGACUGUGGAGAAAAAGCAGAUCCAGACAGAAGUCUCAGAAGAACAAGAAAUGGACCCUAAGAAGAUCAUACCAACAACUGGCGGCUUGAAGAAGCCAAAAUUUAGACGCCAGUUACCACCAAAAGAAGAAUCUCUCAAUCUCGCUGCCAUUCAGUUGAAGCCCACACCCAAGAAGAAACAGAAGACCGAAAAAACUGAAGAAGAAGAGGUCUCCACUUCUUUGCAAUUUAAAGGAGAAGAUGUUUCUUCUGGUGGGGUGCAGAUUGAAACUUUAAAGAAAUCACAACAGCGCAAGUCAGAGACCACACUUGAGAAGGAAAAUGGCGUGGUGACUGCAGUGACUCAGUCGACUGAAGAAACUACUGACGUCACGACUCUCAGGAAAAAGAGUUCCGGUGCUCUGAAAAUUCCAGAAUCGGUCACGGACGCACCUGUUCCCUUAGUCUUCAAGAAGAGGCGAACAAUUUUGCCAAAACAAGAAGAAACACAAGAGAAAAUUCAACUUAAGCCUACCCCCAAGAAAAAAGCUGAAGCGAGCACGGAAAAAACCGACGAAGUUUCUACAGACCUUCAAUUCACUGGCUCUGAUGUCAAAACAGGGGGUGUUGAUGUAAAACUUGCAGCUCUCACACCUUCCGCUGAUCUACAGGAGGAGGCACCGCAACCGCAAGAAGAUGAGGAGGAAGAACCGUUGACUUGUCGUCCACCUGAUACCGCCCCUCCUGUCAAUCCCUACGAUGACUUGGACGACGAUGAGAUUCCUCACCCUUACGCUUCUCGCUUGAAGGGUUGGAAACCACGCAUUGUAGAGCCGGAGCCUCAGCCGGAUACGACCCCGAAAAUCGAAAUAUCAGCGGACAAGAGAGGUUCUCUUGCCCCUGUUUCUGGCCCCUCGAGCAGACGAGGUUCCCUCAUACCCCCUGAAGAUGCCGGGGGACGUCGACCCUCGCUCAUCAUACAAGAGGAGAGUGGGCGAAAAUUGAGACCAGGAGAAGUGGUCGAAGAGCUCAAGGGGGGCAAACUUAAGCCUGGCGAAAGCGUUACUGAAGUGAAGGGCCGCCGGCGUGCCAGCACCGACAGACGAGGCUCCGAGGCGCCCACUGCAGAAGAUGAGAACCGCAUUGACAAGCCCUCCAGCCCGCUGACGCCCGUCGGCAACCCGGGCCCUCCAGCCAUCGUUGAUGUGCAGCUCAAGUACAACGCUGUGGAAGGGUCUAAUGGCUACAUCGAUCUCAUCGUGGAGGGCAACUCGGUGCCCAAAGUCAAGUUCUUCAAGGGAAUCAUGGAAAUCGUGGAAAGUGGCAGGUAUAAAAUUCACACCGACGGCGCGACCAACACCGUCACGCUCUGCAUCCGCAAGACGAAGGCCAACGACGAAGGCGUAUACAAGGUCAUCGUCAGCAAUGAACAUGGCGAAGACUCCGCUGAGAUGGAGCUCUACGUCUCUGAUUCAAGUGGCAUGGAUUUCCGUAGUAUGCUUAAGAAAAAGAAGUACGCAAAGUGGAAGCAACAGCAAGAAAAGGAAGAGGUCGACCUCAAAGAGGUGGAUAAAGAUCCUAAGCCAGCGCUCAAAAAAGUUGAAAGGAAACAAGAGUCAUGGACGAAGCCUCUUAUUGAUCAAACAGUGAAGGAAGGCAAGGACAAAGUGGCCAAGUUCGAAGCCGAGUUUUCCCGCAAGGAUUCCAAGGCUAAGUGGUUCCUCAAGAAAGAUGAAAUCUUCAACGACUCACGCCACAAGAUCACGAUGGUUGGCACCACACACACCCUCGUGAUCACCAAGCCAGAGCAACAGGACAUGGGCCGAUACUCGGUCGAGUGCAUGGGCAUCUCCUGCAACGCUGUGCUCACCGUUGAAGAACCGGAUCCAGACUUCAAAUUCGUUCGUCCGUUGCCAAAGAAAACCGCCGGUUACACCACGAAGGACAUCGAAAUGGAAGCUCAGACGAACUCUCACAAGGCCAUCGUGCACUGGUUCAGAGGAGAGGAGAAGCUUGAGGAGAACGAAAAGUACAAGAUGUACAAAGACAUGACGGGCACAGUUCGCCUCACCGUCUGCAACGCCACAAAAGAAGACAAAGGCAAAUACUCGGCCAAGAUUUUCAAGUGUCCCAAGGAGGUGUGCGAGACGACGCUAAAAGUUGAAGACCAACCGUUCAAGUUCACGAAGCAGCUCAAGUCGAAGACCGUCAUCGAGAACCACAAGGUGAUCCUAGAGUGCGAGGUGGACGAGGCCGAGGCUCCCGUCACCUGGUAUCUCGGAGACCAGAAGAUCGAAGCCGACAAGUCCGUGAAGAUGCUCACCGAUGGCCGCAAGCGUCAACUCGUCUUCAAGAGCAUCAAGAUGGGCGAUGCCAACCACUACACGUGCAAGACUAACGCUGACGAGACAACAUGUGAACUCAUUGUCGAUUGUGAGAACAUGUUCAAGAAGAAGCUCCAGGACACGACUGUAUACGAACGCACCGACGCUGUUUUCGAGGUCGAAGUCACUGAUGUGAACGCGCCGGUGACGUUCUUCCACCGCGGCAAGGAAGUCACGCCUAGCGAGACCACGCAAGUUGAACAGAUCGGCAAGGGACAGUACCGACUCACGUUCAAGAACUGUACCAUCGAAGCCGAUGAAGGAGAGGUCAAAGCGGUGUCCGGGACGAUCGAGUGCGCGUGUCAGCUGAGCGUGGGUGAGGGGGAGAAGCCCCCCAGCAUCAAGCCCAAGGAGCCCAUCGAGGGGCCCUGCAGCCGCCCCAUCACCUUCGAGGUGCCCUACACGGUGCCUGGGCCAAGGUUGUCCAAAGUGGACGCGAAGCUCCUGAAGGAUGGCAAGCCCAUGAAGGACGUGGAGGUGAGCGUGCAGGACAAGCAGGUUGUGUUCACCAUCAAGAAGCCGUCGCGUGACCAGACCGGCAAGUACACCAUCAAGAUGAGCAACGCAGCGGGCGCCAGCACCAAGGAUGUCCACAUCAACAUGCAGGACAAGCCUGGACCUCCCACCAACCUCGAAGUGACAGACAUCUUCAGUACCUCGUGCUACUUCAGCUUCCAGCCACCGAGAGACGACGGUGGCAUGCCGCUCACCUUCUACUCCGUCGAACGUCAAGACGUGUCGUUGAAAGGCGGUUGGUCACAGAUCGCUGAAGUGCCUGCAGACGAGACCCUCAAGAUUAAGGUGGAGGGUCUGGAAAACAAGAAACAAUACAAGUUCCGCGUGUCUGCCGCUAACAAAAUGGGAACGGGAGAACCUGCCACGCUGCCUAAAGUCAUUCUCGCCAAGGAUCCUUGGGACGAGCCCGGAAAGGUGAAGCACGUCGAGGUCACAGACUGGGGCCCCAACCACGCCGACCUGCGCUGGUCGCGUCCUGAGACCGACGGCGGCGCGCCCAUCACGGGCUACAUCAUCGAGUACAGGACCCGUCCCAUGCCCAAAGCUGAAUCUGGUGGAAUGGAGCGCUUUGGUGACUGGAAGAAAGGCACCGAGAUCCAGGGCGAUGUUCUGGAGGGGACCAUGAACGACCUCAUCGAGGGCAACCAGUACGAGUUCCGCAUCCUGGCUGUCAACAAGGCCGGUCCCGGCGAACCCUCUGACCCCACCGACCCCAUUUGCGCCAAGCACCGCUUCUUGCGGCCUUUCAUCAAGAACCCUGAUGAGUUCAGGAACAUCGUCAUCAAGAAGGACAAGCAGUUCGUGCUCGACAUCAAGUAUGGCGGCGAGCCUGAGCCCACGGUCAUCUGGAAGUUUGAUGAUAAAGAAAUCAUCGCUGACGACACGGAGAAGUUGGGGUCUCCCUUCAACUGCACCAGGAUUACCAUUGACCAGUACGAAAGGAAUACGGUGUUCACGCUUCGUAAGGGCGUCAGGAAAGACACUGGCAAGUAUAAGCUUGUGCUCGUCAACUCCGUGGGGCAGUGCGAGGAGGUAGCAGACGUCGUUGUGCUCGCUAAACCUGAAAGGCCGGAAGGUCCGCUGUUCCCUGAGGAGAUCCGCGACAAGCACGUCAAGCUGCGCUGGAAGAAGCCCAAGGAUGAUGGCGGCAUGCCCAUCCAGGGCUACAUCAUCGAGAAGAUGGACCUGGACACGGGCAUCUGGGAGCCUGCAGGAGAGGUCACAGCUCCGCUCAAGGAAGAGUUCACCGUAGACGGUCUAACGCCCAAGAAGAACUACAAGUUCCGUGUGAAGGCCUACAACAAGGAGGGAGAAUCUGAGCCAUUGGAGAAUGACGAGCCAAUCAAAGCACGCAACCCAUACGAUGAACCCGGAAGGCCCGGGAAGCCCGUGGUGCAAGACUACGACAACACGAUGGUGGUGCUGCAGUGGACUCCUCCCGAGACGGACGGCGGUCGCCCGAUCACCCACUACACCAUUGAGAUGAAGGAGAAGCUCUCCGUUGAGUGGGUGAAGGCGAUCGACACGCCAGACACCAGAUGCGAGAUGCAGGUGCCCAACUUGAGGGAGGGCAACAACUACACUUUCCGUGUACGCGCCCACAACAAGGCGGGCUGUGGUGAGGCGUCCGAGCCUUCGGACAACCAUCUCUGCAAGCACAAGAACCUGAAGCCUCGAAUCAUGCGAGAAACCUUCAAGACCGUAACCAUCAAGGUCGGACGCAGCCACAAGUGGGCUGUUGACUACAUCGGCGAGCCAGAUCCCGAAGUUUCGUGGAUAUUCAAGGAGACUGUGCUGGAAAAUUCCGAUCGAAUUAACAUCGAGAACACUGAUCACCACACUGAGUUUUCAGUUACUAAUGCCAAGAGGAAAGAUGCUGGCCUCUACACUCUCAAAGUUGAGAACAGGAAUGGUUCUGACCAAGAAACCGUGGAGCUCGUCGUCCUAGGCAAACCGUCCAAACCUAAAGGUCCCCUGGACGUGACGGAUGUACACGACACAGGAUGUAAACUCAAGUGGAAGGAGCCCGAAGACGAUGGUGGAAUGCCGAUAAAGGAGUAUGAGAUCGAGAAGAUGGAUCUCGCGACUGGAAAAUGGGUCCGGGCUGGAAAGUGUCCUGGCAAUGUGGUACCUCCCUUCUUUGAAGUCGAGGGUCUCGAACCCGGCCACCAGUAUAAGUUCCGCGUCUCGGCCGUGAACAACGAAGGAGAGUCUGAGCCUCUAGAGGCGGACCAGGCUAUCUUGGCGAAGAAUCCUUACGACGUGCCUGGUGCACCUGGCCGUCCUGAGAUUACGGACUACGACAACAAGUCGGUUGAUCUCAAGUUUACCGCCCCCAUGUCUGAUGGCGGUGCUCCGCUCAUCAAAUAUAUCAUCCAGAAGAAGGAUAAAUUCAUGCCUGAGUGGGAGACCGCAUCAGAAAUCAAGUGUGACCUAUACACGCCUCUCAAGCCUGGUGAACCCAUCGAAGCAACUGUAGGCGGUCUGAAGCAUCGCGCUGAGUACAUGUUCCGUGUGGUUGCCGUUAACAAAGCUGGCCCUGGACCUGAGUCUGAGCCAACAGACUAUCAUCUCGUGAAGCAUCGUGCUUUGAAACCAAGGAUCGAUCGCACUAACCUGAAGCAAACCACUACAAAAGCUGGACGCAAUGUGAAGUUUGACAUCAACAUAGAAGGUGAGCCCGCACCUACAGUCAAGUGGUACCGCGAUGGUGAGGAAGUCAAGGAUGAAAACAUCACAAUUGAGAAUGUUGACUACAACACUAAAUUCGCCAUGAUUUCUGCGCUACGAAAGGAAGGUGGCACAUACAAAAUAGUUGCUGAGAACAUCCAUGGCAAAGACGAAGCUGAAGUUGAGAUUAUCGUGCUAGCUGCUCCUUCUAAGCCCAAGGGACCGCUUAAAGUCACCGACGUGACGAAAAAGAGCUGCAAACUCAAGUGGGAGAAACCUGACGAUGAUGGUGGCAUGCCUAUCAAGGAAUACUUGGUCGAAAAGAUGGACGUUGGCACUGGCCGUUGGAUGCCUGUAGGCAGGACCAAAGAUACAGACAUGGACGUGCCCGGCCUUUCUGAGGGCAAGGAAUACCUUUUCCGUGUGAAAGCAGUAAAUGAAGAGGGAGAGUCUGAGCCGCUCGAGGCUGACCACUCCAUUAUUGCUAAGGAUCCUUAUGGUCCACCUGGUAAGCCAGGCGUGCCUGAUAUUUUCGACUGGGACGUGGACCGCGUAGACUUGAAGUGGCAGGCUCCUAAAGACACCGGCGGAGCUCCCAUCAGUAAGUACAUAAUUGAAAAGAAGGAGCGCUACGGAUCGUCCUGGGAGACACUUUACGAAUCCGAAGGCCCCGCAACGGAGUGCCGUGCCCCGGGUUUGGUUGAGGGCAACACUUAUCAAUUCCGUGUCGUUGCUGUCAACAAGGCUGGACCAGGUGAACCUUCGGACCCAACUAAGCCACAUCUUGCUAAAGCUAGGUUCCUGAAGCCUUACAUCAACAGAGACAAACUGAAAAAGGUCACCGUCCGUGCCUCGCAGCGAGUGUUCUUAGAAGUCGACGUUAAGGGUGAACCACCUCCAGAAACUUGGUGGACCUUCAAGGGAAAGAAGGUGGAGACAGAUGCGCACCGCUCAGUGCAGAAUGAAGACUACCUCACGAAGCUUCUUAUCAGUGACUCUGAGCGCAUGCACUCUGGCAUUUAUACCAUCCAUGCUGAGAACAGCUCAGGAACCGAUGAAGCCGAAGUAGAAAUCUGCAUCCUGGAUCGUCCUGCUAAGCCUGAGGGGCCACUGGAGAUCACAGACGUGCACAAAGAAGGCUGCCACCUCAAGUGGGACCCUCCUCGCGACGACGGAGGUCUUCCCGUCGACGAGUAUGUCGUCGAGAAGAUGGAUGUCACCACUGGCAAGUGGGUUCCAUGUGGACGCGUGCCAGGCGACGCCACGGAGAUGGACGUGACUGGCUUGGAGCCCGGCAAGAAGUACGAGUUCCGCGUCAAAGCUAAGAACGACGAGGGUGAAUCUGAUCCUCUUGACGGCGAGAACGCCAUCGUCGCCAAGGAUCCGUUCGACAAGCCUGGUCCUCCUGGUCUACCCGACAUCGUGGACUUUGACGAAAACAGCGUCAAGCUGAAGUGGGAUCCACCAAUUAGGGACAACGGCGCCCCCAUCACUGGCUACAUCAUCGAGAUGAAACCCAAGAGUGGCACCGAGUUUGUGAAGGCUGCCGAAAUCAAGGGCAACACCCCGCAAGGGACCGUGAAGGGCCUGGAAGAGGGAGAGAAAUACGAGUUCAGAGUCCGGGCCAUCAACAAGGCCGGCGUCGGAGACCCGUCCGACGCGACGCUACCACAUCUCGCGCGCGCCAAGUUCCGUGCGCCUCGCAUCGACCGUACGAACCUGACCAAGACGGUCCUCAAAGUCGGCGCUCAUCACCUCUUCGACGUGAACAUCGCCGGUGACCCCUUGCCUGUCAACACCCUCGUCUUGAACGAUAAGGCGCUGGUGUCGGACAACAACAUCAGAAUCGACACGACGGGCGACAACAUGAAAAUCCUGGUGCUGAAGGCGCAGCGCAACAUGACCGGCAAAUACCUCAUCAACUCCAAGAACGAGCAUGGCGAGGACAACGCCGAGGUCGAACUCAUCGUCUUGGGCGUGCCGGGUAAGCCGAUGGGGCCGCUGGAGGUGACGGAUGUAACGGCCAGCGGCUGCCACCUCAAGUGGAAGAAGCCAGAGGACGACGGGGGUGAACCUGUCGACUAUUACCAGGUGGAGAAGCUGGACCCGAUCACGGGACAGUGGAUGCCGUGCGGCCAGUCCAAGACCCCCGAGGCAGACGUGACGGGCCUGCAGGAGGGCAAGAAGUACAAGUUCAGGGUGAAGGCCGUCAACAAGGAGGGAGAGUCAGAGCCCCUCGAGGCUGACCAGUACAUCACAGCCAAGAAUCCUUAUGACGCGCCCGGCAAGCCUGGCAAGCCGCGAGCCACUGACUGGGACCGAGACUUCGUUCAGCUGGAGUGGGCGAAGCCUGCCAACGACGGCGGAGCGCCCAUCACCAAGUACAUCGUCGAGAAGAAAGAUAAAGACAGCAGGGGUUGGACGCAGUGCGGUUCAGGCCCUGGUGACAAAACGUCCAUCCGCAUCACGGAUGUCGAGCCGGACCACGAGUACAACUUCCGCAUCGUGGCAGUCAACAAGGCAGGGCCGUCGGAGCCAUCGGACCCGUCCGAAGACGUCAUGUGCAAGCCAAGAAACUUGGCGCCUCGCAUCGACCGCAAGAACCUGGGUAAGAGAACCAUCAGGUCGGGCUUGAUGCUCAAGUUUGACGUUGAGGUGACGGGAGAGCCUGCACCCACCAUCACAUGGACGUACGAAGACAAAAAUGUCACCAACAGCCGCAUCACCAUCGAGUCCGAGGACUACCUCACCACUUUCCUCCUGAAGAAGUCUGAGCGUGCCGACACCGGCAUUUAUAAAAUCACCGCCAAGAACAAGAACGGGACUGAUGUCGCCGAGUUGGACCUCGUCGUUGUGGGCAAGCCUUCGAAGCCCAAGGGCCCGCUGAAGGUGUCUGACGUGACCGCCGAGUCUGUGAAGCUCAAAUGGGAGCCUCCUGAGGACGAUGGCGGCGAGCCCGUCGAGAGCUACGUCGUCGAGAAGAUGGACACCGACACGGGACGCUGGGUGCCCGUACAGACUGUCAAGGGCACGGAGGCAGAGGUGCCUGGCCUGACUGAGGGCAAGGAGUACAUGUUCCGCGUGAAGGCCGUCAACCCUGAGGGGGAGAGCGAGCCCCUCGAGACCGACUCAGCGACCCUCGCUAAGAAUCCCUUCGAUCCACCGAGCAAACCCGGCAAGCCAGAAGUGAAAGACUACGACAAGAACUGGUGUCAGCUCGUAUGGAAGGCACCAGAAUCCGAUGGUGGAGAGCCCAUCACUCACUACAUCAUCGAGAAGAAAGACAAGUACUCGAGCAAGUGGGUGAAGCACAUGGAGACCAAGAGCCCCAAGUGCGAAGCCAAAGUGCAAGAUCUCGUCGAGGGGCAGCAGUACAACUUCAGGGUAAAAGCAGUGAACAAGGGAGGAGCCAGCGCCCCAUCAGACGCGUCCGACACCUUCACCGCCAAGGCCAAGAACCAGGCUCCCGAGAUCGACCGGUCCAACUUGGACCACAUCAAGGUGCACGCGGGCUCCAUGAUCAAGUACGAUGCUCGCGUUACUGGCGAGCCAAAGCCCAGCAAGUCUUGGUUCAUAAACAAGAAGCGUCUUGAAGACGGCAAGGAUGGCGUAAAACUCGACGAAGAGGAUCACAGGCUUAAGCUGGUCAUAGCUUGUGCCAACCGCAGCCACAACGGACAAUACCAAAUCAAGGCGAGCAACUCGGCUGGCAGUGAUGAGGUCACCCUCGAGGUCACUGUGCUGGACGUGCCAGGAAAGCCUGAAGGGCCCUUGAAGGUGUCCGACAUCCACAAGGAAGGCUGCACACUCAAGUGGAAUCCUCCUCUGGAUGAUGGAGGCUCUCCUGUUGAGCAUUACCUGGUCGAGAAACUCGACACUGAAACUGGAAAGUGGGUGCCUGCUGGGCGUUCCAAGGACCCAACAAUAGUUUUGGAUAAUUUGGAACCAAUGCACGAAUAUCAAUUCCGUGUAUCAGCAGUGAACAGCGAGGGAGAAUCUGAACCUCUUGUUGGCCUAGACAAGAUUGUGGCCAAAAAUGCGUUCGAUCCUCCUGAUGCUCCUGGCGCUCCCGAGGCCACUGAUUGGGACAAAGAUUUCGUGGAUCUCAAGUGGGAGAAACCUGCCAAAGACAACGGUGCGCCCAUCACUGGCUACAUCAUUGAGAAGAGAGACGAAAUUUCCGGCAAGUGGGUUAAGGCUGCAGAAAUUAAGGGACAGGAGCCCAAGGGCCGUGUGCCGAACCUUGAUGAGGGGGAGACGUACGAGUUCCGCGUGCGCGCCGUCAACCAGGCCGGUCCGUCCGAGCCCUCCAAGAACAGCAAACCCGUCACCUGCAAGCCCAGGAAGCUUGCUCCUAAGAUUGACCGCAAGAAUUUGCGUGAUUUGACGGUACGAGAAGGCGACCCAAUCCUGCUCGACGUCAAAGUCAUUGGCGAGCCCGUCCCUGAAAUUGAGUGGUACUUCAACAAGAAGCCCGUACAAGAGUCCUCGACCUUGCGCAUCGAGAACGUUCCUCACAAUACCAGGUUCAUGAAUGAUGACCCUACGAGGAAGCAGUCUGGUAAAUACAAGAUAGUUGCUACCAACAAGUACGGCAAAGAUGAAGCUGAAAUUGAAAUCACCGUCAUUUCCAAACCCGGUAAACCCGAAGGACCAUUGGAGGUAUCAGAUGUGCACAAAGAAGGAUGCAAGCUCAACUGGAAGCCACCUAAAGAUGACGGGGGUGUUCCGGUGGAAGGAUAUAUUGUGGAAAAGUUCGACCCAGACAUGGGUAUUUGGCUGCCUGUUGGCCGAACCACGGAGCCUACCAUGGAGGUGAACGAUCUGACUCCUGGACACGAAUACGAGUUCCGAGUGAAGGCUGUCAACAAGGAGGGCGAGUCCGAGCCGCUGGUUACCUUGUCACCGAUCGUGGCCAAGGACCCCUUCGGCCCACCAGGCCAACCUGGCGUGCCCGAAAAGGCUGACUGGGAUGCCACCAGAAUUGACCUCAAGUGGACCAUGCCUAUUGAUGACGGUGGCGCUGCCAUCUCGCACUACAUUAUUGAGAAGCGUGAUAAGUACACGAAUAUUUGGGAGAAGGCGCUGACGACCAACACCCCCGAGUGCAUCGGGUCCGUGACGGGCCUCACCGAGGGCCUUGAGUACCAGUUCCGCGUGACCGCCGUCAAUAGGGCUGGCCCCGGCGAGCCUAGCGAUGCCAGCAAGACUAUGAUCCCCAAGGCCAGAUUCUUGCCGCCGAGGAUUGAUCGUAAAAAUUUGCGCGACAUUACCAUCUCCAACAACUCGAUGCUCAAAUAUGAUGUGGAUAUUAGUGGUGAGCCUCCUCCAAAGGUAACUUGGACAUUCGAAGGCCGAUCGUUGGAUUCGAACAAACAUGUCAACAUCAAUAACAUUGACUACAAUUCCAAGCUGGUGAUCCGUGACACUGUACGGGCUGAUUCUGGCGAGUAUGUCAUCACUGCCGUCAACAGCUCCGGCAAAGACUCUGUCACUGUCUAUGUCAACAUUACCGACAGACCUCAGCCUCCUGAAGGCCCACUCAAGAUUUCUGACAUUAGAGGCACUGGAUGCAAACUCAAAUGGAAACGACCCAAAGAUGAUGGCGGAGUCCCUAUUGAGAAUUAUGUCGUUGAAAAGCUCGAUCCUAACACUGGACUGUGGGUGCCGUGCGGCAAGACGACGGGCGCCGAGCCUUCCAUUGAGCUGAAUAACCUGACGCCUGGUCAGGAGUAUGAGUUCCGCGUGAAAGCUGUCAAUGCCGAGGGAGAAUCUGAUCCUCUCAAAGCUGAUGAGAAAGUACUGGCUAAAGAUCCUUACGAUGAGCCUGGUAAGCCUCAAAACCUUGAGGUUGCUGAUUAUGACGAAAACAAAGUUGAUCUUAAAUGGGAGCCUCCUAAGAACGAUGGUGGUUCACCCAUUGUCAAGUACAUCGUUGAGAAAAAGGACAAAUAUGGAGGGUGGGAUAAGGCUUGCGAAGUACCUGCUGACCAGACCAAGUGCUCCGUCCCUGACCUCAUCGAAGGCGAGACGUACGAGUUCCGCGUGCGAGCCGUGAACGCCGCUGGUCCCGGCCUGCCUUCAGAUGCCACUCAUCCCGUUACUGUAAAGCCGCGCAAUUCUGCUCCUAAGAUCGACCGCACGAACCUCGUACCUGUCAGAAUCAAGGCUGGUCAAAGCUUUACAUUCGACGUGAAUGUCAGUGGUGAGCCCGUGCCAGAGAAGAAGUGGUUCUGCAAGAGGAAGGAAAUCAAGUCUGGCGGAGUUACUACCAUCAAGAUGCAGGACCAUCACACCAAGAUUCGUGUGACCGGAGCGACGCGCGCCGAGAGUGGCACCUACACCAUCACAGCCGAAAACUGCAACGGAAAGGACUCUGCUGAUGUCGAAGUCAUAAUUCUUGACAAGCCAGGCACGCCUGCGGGUCCUCUCGAAGUCUCGGAGGUGUACGCAGAAGGGUGCAAGCUGGACUGGAAGCCUCCCGCCGACGAUGGUGGCUGCCCUAUCGACCACUACACCAUCGAGAAGCUCGACGAGGCCACAGGCCGCUGGGUGCCGGCGGGCGAGACGAGCGGCAGAGAGACCACCGCUGAAGUGCUUGGCCUCACGCCGGGCCACAAGUACAAGUUCAGGGUGAAGGCCGUCAACCGCCUGGGCACGUCUGAUCCUCUCACCACGCAACAAGCAAUCGAGGCCAAGAAUCCAUUCGAUUUGCCCUCUGCGCCUACUGAUGUGAAGGUCGAGGACUUCGAUGCUGACUAUGUUGAUCUUGGAUGGAAGGCACCUGAAGACGAUGGCGGAUCUCCCAUCAUCGGCUACAUCAUCGAGAAGCGCGACAAGUACAACCCUACGUGGGAGAAAUGCGCAACGACGGACGGCAGCAACUGCAAGGCGCAUGUACCUGAUCUGGUCGAAGGCAACACGUACGAGUUCCGCGUCAUCCCAGUCAACAAAGCUGGGCCUGGCAAGCCUUCUGCACCCACUGCGCCUCACCUCGCAAGGGCUAAGAAUCUUCCUCCUCGCAUUGAUCGCAACGCAAUGGUCGAUGUGAAGAUCAGGGCCGGGGAAAAUCUCCUACUUAAAGUUCCUGUCGCUGGUGAACCGCCAGCUUCAAAGAAUUGGAUGCUGAAGGGAGAGAAGCUGUAUCCUACGGAUCGACUUCGUAUUGUUCAGGAGGAUUACAUGACAACCAUCAAAAUCUCUGAGUGUAAACGAUCAGACUCAGGCGAAUUCACUUUGGAAGCAAAGAACAGGAAUGGUGAGGACAAAUGCACGGUGAGCAUCACUGUGUUGGAUGUUCCCGGAGCUCCUCAAGGACCUCUCAAGUACUCCAACGUGUCGCGUAAAGGCUGUACUGUCGCAUGGCAACCACCUAAGGACGACGGCGGAUCGGAAAUUAUUCAUUAUGCUGUUGAGAAAAUGGAUAUUGAUAGCUUGAGGUGGGUGCCCGUGGGUGAAACCAAGAGCACUCAGCUUCCUGUUACAGGUCUAAUCGAAGGUCACGAGUAUAAGUUCCGUGUAGUAGCCGUCAACCGUCAAGGAGAAAGUCAGCCGCUUACGAGUGUUGACACGGUUGAAGCCAAAGAUCCUUUCAGUAAAUCUUCUAAGCCUGGCAAGCCUGAAGUGGUUGACUGGGACAAGGACCGAGUGGAUCUUGAAUGGACAGAGCCUCGCAAUGACGGUGGAGCUCCAAUUACCUCCUACAUAAUCGAAAAGAAGCCCAGGUUUGGCAACUGGGAAAAAGCCGUGGAAGUUCCUGCCAAACAAGGGUGUAAAGCAUCAGUGCCUGAUCUCACUGAAGGGGAAGAAUACCAGUUCAGAAUUAUUGCAGUCAACAAGGGUGGUAAUUCUGAUCCUUCUGAUCCAUCACAGUCUGUGGUGUGCAAGCCACGAUUUGAGAAGCCUGGCAUUGAUGUGGUGAAUUUGGAGGAUCUCGUCAUUAAAGCCAAUACAAGAUUGGAGUACAAUGUUCCUAUUCGCGGCGCACCCCGACCAAGUGUUAAAUGGUCUGUUGACGGUACUCAGAUCGUUGAGUCCGACAGGGUGGAAAUGCAGACUUACGGAAAACAGACCAUACUCGAGAUUCCGUUUGCUCGUCGUAGUGAUUCUGGUCGUUACACGCUGACACUGGAAAACGAGCUUGGCAAGGCGUCUGCCUCGGGUAACGUGAUUGUUUUGGACAGGCCUUCGAAGCCUGAAGGACCUUUGCGUGUUUCCGACAUUACUCGAGACAGCUGCAGAGUGUCGUAUGGCCCUCCCUUGGAUGACGGUGGCUCACCUAUCCUCCAUUACCUUGUUGAGAAAAUGGAUGUAUCUCGUGGUACAUGGACAGAAGCGGGUGAAGUGGCUGGCCUCACGGCCGAGAUUCUGAACCUGGUCUACAUGAAGGAAUAUCACUUUAGGAUCAAGGCUGUCAACGCCAUCGGAGAAUCCGAUCCUCUUUGCACUGACAAGAGUAUCAUUGCCAAAAAUGCUGUUGAUGAACCUUCACAGCCUGGGCGUCCACAAGUAGUUGACUGGGACAGCGAUCACGUAGACCUGAAGUGGACUCCACCGACCAAGGAUGGCGGCGCUCCCAUUACUGGCUAUAUUGUGCAGAAGAAAGAACGUGGCUCCCCGUACUGGCAGAACGCCUGCAGGAUAGGACCAGAGACAUCCUGUACAGUACCUAACCUAACAGAAGGACAAGAGUACGAGUUCCGUAUUGUGGCUGUCAACAAGGCCGGCAACUCUGAGCCUUCCGAGCCAUCGGACGCUGUCACAUGUCGUCCAAGAAACCUUGCACCAAAAAUUCUUGGCCCGCUUUACGACGUGAAAAUAAAGGCUGGUCAAGUCAUUCAUAUCAACGUUGACUACAUCGGAGAACCUGACCCCGACAUCUUCUGGUUCAACGAUGACGUCGAAAUCGCUCCUACCACCAGGACCACAAUCGACGCCAUCAACCACCACACCAUCAUACACACUGUCAACGCAGUCCGGGCCGACUCAGGGGAAUACAAGAUCAGAGCUCGCAACGAGAAUGGUCAAGACGAGGCUACUUUACGUGUGGUGGUGCUCGACACACCCGGUCCUCCUGAGGGACCGCUCAGCUACGACGAGAUCAUGGCCAACUCUGUGCUCAUGUCCUGGAAGCCUCCUAAGGACGACGGAGGCAGUCCUAUAACUGGUUACACCAUCGAGAAGAGGGACAUCUCUCACGGUGGCGGCUGGGUACCUGCAGUGACAUGGGUGGACCCGAAGGAGACGUCGGCGACUGUCUCACGCCUCAUGGAGGGGAACAAGUACGAAUUCAGAGUCAUGGCUGAGAACGUGCAGGGCAGGGGAGAGCCUCUCGAGUCGGACAAGCCUGUCACUCCUAAGCCAUCAGCAGACUGCCCGGGUAGCCCUGGCCGACCAGAAUGCGUUGACUCGGACAAAGACUUCAUCAAAAUUCGGUGGUCUGCUCCCCGCAACACCGGCGGCGCGCCCAUCACGGGCUACGACGUGGAGCGCUGCGGUGUGCAUUCCGGCAGGUGGAAGAAGAUCACGAGAAAUCCUGUGAGGAUGACGGAGUUCACCGACGAGACUGUGCAGGAGGGCCAGCAAUAUCAGUACAGGGUGGUGGCCAACAACAAGGUCGGCCCCUCGCUGCCUUCUGAUCCUUCGCAUCCGUUCAGCGCCAAGCCAAUGAAAGAUCCACCCAAGCUGUACCUGGACGGUCUGGCGGGCAAGAAGCUGAAGGUCCGCGCCGGGGAGCCCAUCGAGAUCAAGAUCCCCAUGUCUGGGGCUCCUCAGCCCACCUGCACCUGGAGCAAGAGUGGCAAGAAAAUCGAGUCCAGCAAGAGAACUUCAAUGGAGAGCACUCCAGACCACUGCAAGCUGCUGGUGGAGAAGUCGCGACGUGAAGAUUCCGGCCCCUACACCAUCACGGCUGAGAACGCUUACGGCAAGGACUCCGCUACUAUCGACGUGAUUGUAGUGGACCGGCCCGGGCCCCCCGUAGGCCCCCUACAGCCUACAGAGAUCACGGCCAACACCAUCAGCCUCUCCUGGAAGCCUCCCAUCGACGACGGCGGCUCACCUGUCACCGGCUACGUCGUCGAGAAGACCGAGGCUAACUACAACAUGUGGAAGGUGGUGCCCGGCUACUGCCCCAAGUGCGAGUUCACUGUCAAGGGUCUGGACGAGGGCAAGCAGUACAGGUUCCGCGUGCGCGCGGAGAACAUGUAUGGCACCUCCGACCCUCUCGAGGGCAAGCCUGUCGAGGCGAAGAAUCCUUUCGAUCCUCCCGAUGCGCCGGACAGACCAGACAUCACUGCCUACAGCCCCAACUCCUGCUCGCUGGCGUGGAAGCCUCCCACGGUUACAGGAGGCCGUCCCGUCACGGGCUACAUCGUCGAGAAGAGGGAGAAGGGCGGCGAGUGGGUCAAGGUCAACGCAUAUCCAACACCCAACACCGAGUACACGGUGCCCGGGCUGACGGAGGGCAACAGAUACGAGUUCCGCGUCAUUGCCGUCAACGAGGCCGGACCUGGCAAACCAAGCAAGCCAUCAAAUGCCAUUGUCGCGAAAGUCCAGAAAUACUUGCCUGCAGCUCCUGAAGCGCCGCGCGCGGACAGGAUCGGCAGAAACUGGGUGACGCUCUCUUGGAGGCCUCCAAGCACAGAUGGUGGAUCCAAAAUUAAAGGAUACCUGCUUGAGAUGAAAAAGAAAGAUACCGAUGAAUGGGUGCCUUGCAAUAACUUGCCACAUCCCGAUAAUACCUUCACUGUACUCAAUUUGACUGAGAAGGAAGAGUACUCCUUCCGAGUGUAUGCCGUCAACGAUGUCGGCACGUCCCAGCCAUCGAAGCCUUCGUCUCUCAUCAAGAUAGAAGAGGAGGCUGACAAACCUCACAUCGACUUGAGUGGCAUCCGCGACAUCACAGUAAAGGCGGGCGAAGACUUCAGUAUCCAUGUGCCGUUUACAGCCUUCCCCAAGCCCACUUCCACCUGGUACAGGGAUGACCAGGAAAUAUGCAUUGAGGCUGAUGUCCGAAUCCAUCAACAACUCGCUGAUGAUUACUGCUCAUUUAUUCUGAAGGAUUCUAAGCGUUCCGAUACAGGACCUUACAAGCUUCGCUUGCAAAAUCCUUCCGGUUUCGAUACGGUCACGGUUAAUGUUAAGGUGCUUGACAGACCAUCACCUCCUGAGCAUCUUCGUGCUGACGAAUUCAAUGGCGACUCCUUGACAAUCUUCUGGAAUCCACCCAGGGACAAUGGUGGAGCUGAAAUCACAAACUAUGUGGUUGAGAAACGCGAGAAAGGUGGAAGUUGGCAGAAACUGAGUAGUUACGUAACCGGCACGAACUUCCGUAUUCGAAACUUGACGGUUAACAAAGAAUAUGACUUCAGGGUUAUGGCUGAGAACCAGUAUGGUACCUCUGAUCCCUGCCAGAAUGCUGAGCCCAUCAAGGCGCGGCAUCCAUUCAACCCUCCGAGUGCACCUGGAGCUCCACGAGGCCUCGAGUCUACUGAAGAUUCCAUCACCAUCCAAUGGUCUAAGCCACGACAUGACGGAGGUUCACCAAUCCAAGGAUACAAUGUUGAAAAGCGUGUUGUCGGAGAAAGCCAGUGGUCAAGAGCUAACCACGGUAACAUCCGCGACACAACAUAUCGCGUCAUCAACCUCAUCGAACACCAAGUCUAUGAGUUCAGAGCCGCUGCCGUCAACCUGGCUGGCCAAGGACCAUGGAGCGAUCCCAGCGAGAACAUCAAGUGCAUUAGCUUCCGUGCUCCAAAGAUCACUUCAGAUCUCAGCAUUCGUGACAUGACUGUCAUGGCUGGUGAAGAAUUCACCAUCACCGUACCAUACAUUGCGUCUCCUCAACCCAAGACUCAGUGGUGGGUUGGUCCCAAUGAGAUCUUCCCUGAUGAUAGAAUCCAGUUCUUACUGGAUUCCGGAGCUUCGACAUCUACGUUUGUUAACAAAAAGGCUAAGCGGACAGAUAGUGGUAAAUACACCAUAAAACUCACCAACAGCGAAGGAGCUGAUUCCGGCUCCUGCAAGGUGUUGGUUGUAGACAAGCCUUCACCUCCUCAAGGCCCGCUUGACAUCAGCGACAUCACACCAGAGACGUGCUCGUUGGCAUGGCGGCCUCCUGCCGAUGACGGAGGGUCUCCGGUUACUAACUACCAAGUAGAGCGCCUGGAUGUCGCCUCGGGAAUGUGGCUUAAAAUAUGCGCAUUUGUACGAGGCUGCCAUUACGAAGUUUGCGGACUUGAACUCAACAAGAGUUACAAAUUUAGAAUCCGAGCCGAAAACCAGUACGGGGUCUCAGAGCCUCUGGAUGCUAUUGAUGCGAUUGUAGCCAAGUUCCCCUUCACUAUUCCAGAUCCUCCGGGUAAGCCGAAUAUUCGUGAUUUCGAUAUCAACACAGCAAGCUUGAAUUGGGAUCGACCCGCUUCAGACGGUGGAUCAGUCAUUCAAGGGUACAAGAUUGAAUACAGAGACGUCACUGAAACAAAUUGGGUUACAGCUAAUGACUUUUUGGUGAAGGAGACAAAUUACGUUGUUCAUUCAUUACUGAUAAACCAUGAAUACGAGUUCCGUGUGAAGGCAAAGAACGCCGCAGGUUACAGCAAGUAUUCGCCACCUAGCAAGAGAAUCACACUUAAAGGAAAGUUCAGUGUACCGUCGCCCCCUGGCACUCCUGUAGUAGAAAAGGUGGGCAGGAAUUACGUCGAUCUUAAAUGGACUAAGCCGGAAAGCGAUGGUGGUUCCAGGAUCACUGGUUACAUUGUUGAAAAGAGAGUUCUCGGCAGCAUCUGGACCAAAUGUAAUGACUACAACGUUACUACUUGUGACUACACCGUAUCCAAGCUCAAAGAAGGAAGUGAUGUUGAAUUCCGCGUAUUGGCAGUGAAUGCUGCAGGAAAGUCAGAACCCUCUCAAAGCACGUCACCUGUUAAGGUCCGCGUUGCUGCGGAUGGGGAGAAGCCCUACUUUAUUCGAAACCUCAACAACGUUGCUGUGCCUCUUCAUAAAUCAGUCACUCUCGAAUGCCAAGCGGAAGGCAAACCUCUCCCAACUGCCAGAUGGUUACGUAACGGAAGAGAAGUUGCCCUUGGCGGAAGGAUGGUUGCUGAAGCUAGAGAUGGCGUCUUCAAGCUCACAAUCUCAGACAUGUGGGAGGUGGAUGAAGGUGAUUUUGCCUGCGUAGCCGCCAAUGAUGCUGGCCAGGCGACCAGCGUCGCUCGGGUGAGAAUUGGAAACCCGCCAAGGAUCACACAGAUGCAGGACGUACUCUUCCUGCCUGAGGGUGACAACACCAAAAUCAAAAUUUACUUUACUGGUGAUCUGCCGUUGGACGUAUCUUUAUCACUCAAUGGACAGCCGCUCGAAGCUUCGACAAGAUUAAAGUUCACUGUGUUCGACGAAUUUAUUAUUUUAUUUAUCAAAGAAGUGGUCAAGGGGGAUGCUGGAAAAUACAUUCUUACAGUUAAGAACGACUGUGGCAGUGUUUCAGGCAACUUCACGGUUUACGUCACUGGAAUCCCAGGUGCGCCGACUGGUCCACUGGAGGUCACAGAUAUCAGCAAGCACACGUGCACACUGUCAUGGAGACCCCCAAUGUACGACGGUGGCAUGCCCAUAACUCACUACGUUGUCGAGCGCAAGGACAUCACUUACGCCAGUUGGAUCACAAUCUCUACUUUUUGCAAGGAUUGUACAUUCAUUGUUCAAGGUUUGACAGAGAAUCAAGAGUACGAGUUCAGAAUCAGAGCUGUCAAUGAUAAUGGCAUGGGACCACCCCUUGAUGGCACAAACCCCAUCAAAGCCAGAUCCCCGUACGAUCCUCCUUCUCCUCCAGGGACACCUAAUGUUACCGAAAUCGGAGGUGAUUUUGUCCAUCUUGAAUGGGAGAAGCCUGUUAGUGAUGGUGGGUCACGAAUCAAGGGAUACUGGGUGGAAAAGAGAGAAGUUGGUUCCAAUGUGUGGACUAUGGUCAAUGCAUACGCCACACUCACAACUCAGAUUAACGUAUCAAACUUAAUUGAAGACAGACAGUACGAAUUCCGUGUAUUUGCUGAAAAUGAGGCUGGUCUUUCUGAGCCUUCGACCUGUUCUACAUCAGUUAAAAUCAAGGAUCCUAAUGCGGCAACACCACCCAUAUUUAUCCAGCCAUUACGGAAUGCAAUGGCUCUCCAACAUAAGAGCUGCACUCUCACAUGCAGAGUUGAAGGCAAGCCUAACGUCAAAGUUGCUUGGUAUAAGGGCAUGCGGGAACUUACCCAGGGAGCCAAGUACGUUUUUAACCGCGAUGGAGACACCUACUCACUCACAGUAAAUAAUGUUUUCGGAGAAGACGAGGCUGAGUACAUGUGCAGAGCCUUCAACGCUGCGGGCUCAAGGACCAGCAAAGCCGACAUUUCCAUCAAGCUGGCCCCGAAGAUAAACGUACCUCCUCGAUUCCGUGACACGGCCUUCUUCGACAAGGGUGAGAAUGCUGUCAUGAAAAUUCCCUUCAUUGGAAACCCAAGGCCGAAGAUCACGUGGACUAAAGAAGGCGAAACUAUCGAGUCUGGUGGUCAUUACUCCGUGGAGCAGCAGCAAAGACACGCGAUUCUCACCAUCAGAGACGUCAGCCAUCUCGACAACGGCAGAUACAGGCUCACUGCCGAGAACGAGCUUGGCUCUGAUUCUGCAGUUAUCAAUAUCCAAAUAUCAGACCGACCAGAGCCUCCAAGGCUGCCGAAGGUCGAGAAAGUGCUCAAAAAUGAGUGUGUGGUUUCGUGGCAGCCCCCGUCAUGGGACGGUGGUGCCAACAUCAAUAGCUAUAUCGUCGAGAAGCGUGAACUGCCCAUGGAGUCUUGGAUUAAAUGUUGCACUACACGCCUCACCACCGCACAGAUUACAGGCCUCAGUCCCGGUCACAAAUACCAGUUCCGGAUCUCUGCUGAGAACGUUUAUGGCCGCUCCGACCCUUCAAUCCCUACGAGCACUGCCGAGCUCCCUGCCGCUCCCAUCAAAAAGGGACGCGGAAGAAAGGUUGAAGUCGAUGAAACUGGCAAGAAAAUCCGUGGCCAAAAAGAAGAUGUUGACAAUUACGAUAAGUUUGUAUUCGACAUAUACGCAAAGUACGUGCCUCAACCAGUGGACAUCAAGCACACUUCUGUUUACGAUCACUACGAGAUUUUGGAAGAAAUCGGCACCGGCGCUUUCGGCGUGGUGCACAGAUGUAGAGAAAUUAAGACUGGCAAUAUUUUCGCGGCCAAAUUCAUUCCAGUUUCAUCAGCAAUAGAGAGAGAUCUCAUCCGCAAGGAAAUAGACAUAAUGAACCACCUGCACCAUCCCAAGCUCAUCAACCUCCACGAUGCAUUCGAGGAUGAGGAUGAAAUGGUGCUCAUCUUCGAAUUUUUGUCGGGCGGAGAGCUGUUCGAGCGCAUCACGGCCGAAGGCUACGUCAUGUCAGAAGCUGAAGUCAUCAACUACAUGCGGCAAGUGUGUGAAGGCGUCAAGCAGAUGCACGAGAAGAACAUCAUCCAUCUUGACAUCAAGCCAGAAAACAUUAUGUGCCAGACCAAGAACUCAACGAACGUCAAGCUCAUCGACUUCGGUCUCGCCACGAAGUUGGAUCCCAACGAAGUCGUCAAGAUCUCGACGGGUACAGCCGAGUUCGCUGCUCCAGAAAUCGUUGAGCGGGAGCCUGUUGGUUUUUAUACGGACAUGUGGGCGAUUGGCGUGUUGGCUUACGUCUUGUUGAGCGGACUGUCACCUUUUGCUGGUGAAAAUGACAUUGAAACUCUCAAGAACGUGAAGGCAUGCGACUGGGACUUCGAUGAAGAGACCUUCUCGACGGUGUCGAGCGAAGCUAAAGACUUCAUCCGAAGACUGCUGAUCAAGAACAAGGAGAAGCGCAUGACGGCGCACGAGUGUCUGGUGCACCCAUGGCUGCGCGGCGACCACGCACCCCGUCUCGAGCCCAUCGACAUGCUGCGCUACGUGCCCAUCAGGGAUAAGAUACGUGCCAAGUACAGGGAGUGGGAGAAGUUCCUCGUACCCAUCGGCAGGAUUGCCGAGUACUCCUCCCUCAGGAAGAUGCAGCGGGAAAAAUACAGAAUACAUGACACUCAGUUCGAUCGCCGCCAGUGCGCACCUCGCUUCGUCAUCCGCCCUCAGAACCAAAUGACGUACGAGGGACAGAGCGUCAAGUUCAGCUGCCGCAUCGUCGCGCUCUCCGCGCCCACGGUCACCUGGUACCACAACAACCUUGACCUUCGCCAGUCCGUCAAGUACAUGAAGAGAUACACUGGCGAGGACUAUACAUUCGUGAUCAACCGCGUGAAGCUUGAUGAUCGCGGCGAGUACAUCAUCAGGGCCGAGAACAGCUACGGCGUCAAGGAGGAACCUGUCUUUAUCAAUGUCAUUCCCUUGCCACCCGAGGCGCCAGCGUACAAACCCGUUGAGCAGCGCAUCAGGACACGCGCCCCCAUCGCCUACAAACUGUGGCAGGAGGAGUCGGACUCUGCCCCAGUCUUCACAUUCUUGCUUCGUCCCCGCGUUAUCCAGCUCCACCAGACCUGCAAGCUGCUCUGCUGUCUCUCUGGCAAGCCAACGCCCACUGUCAAGUGGUACAAGGGCACCAAGGAGCUCAACAAAUACGAGUACAACGCCCAGCAGGGAGAUGGUGUCGUGACCAUCGAGAUCGUUGACUGCCAGCCAAAGGACUCCGGCAAAUACAGAUGCGUGGCGCAAAACGAACAUGGCAUUGACGAGACGCAGUGCGUGGUCAUCGUUGAAGGACCUGGGGAGUUUACUCAGGACCAAACAGCGCUCAUCACGAGCAUGAAUCCUGCAGACCGCCGUUACAUCGAGACCACAAUAAAGGAUCUGCCAUCGAAGCCGGUCUCCGCUGCACCUAAGUAUGAAACAACGCCGUCCACCAAGUCGGCUGCGACGAGAGCGGUUGAGAGCGUCAAGAAGGAGGCGGCCAAAGAAAAGGAGGCGAAGGAUGGCAAGCGGCAAGUGAAGCCCUACGGCAAGCGGCAGGACUCGGGCGGCCUCUCCAGAUCUCGAUCUGCCACGAAGGAGCUUGAGCUGCCGCCGGACGACUCUUUGAUGCACACACCAAAAUUCACGGGUCCUCUUCCUCCAAAGCUGGAGAUCAAAGAUGGCGACAUACUAGCACUGAAAUGCACAGUGAGCGGAGAUCCUGAGCCGCAAGUGUCGUGGUACAGGAACGGAGAACUGCUCAGUUCCUCCGACAUUAUAGACCUGCGUUACAAACAGGGCAUGGCCACUCUCACCAUCAACGAAGUCUUCCCUGAAGACGAAGGUUCCUACACUUGCAGGGCCAGCAACUCUCUCGGCAGCGUCGAUACAGUCUGCAAACUGACAGUUCUUCCCAUGGAACAAACCAAGAAGAAGGGAGCUAAGGGAGGAGACAAAGUCCCAAAAAUACUUGAACAUAUCAAAUCAAAGGAAGUCCAGGACGGCACUCCAGUAACGCUAUCCUGCAAGGUCGGAGGAGCAACCAAGUUUGACGUUGUUUGGUUACAUAAUGAGAAGGAGAUUAAACCAUCGAAAGAUUUUGAGUACCUAAGUGAGGGCAACAAAUACACACUGAAAAUUGCUGAAAUCUUCCCUGAGGACGCCGGCACCUACACGUGCGAAGCCUUCAACGACGUCGGCGAGACGUUCAGCUCCUGCACCGUCGUGGUCAUAGUUCCCGGGGAAGAGAAGCCCCAGCCUGCCUUCAAAACCUUCCCAAGCUCCCAGACGGUGAAGGAAGGAGAACCCGCCAGCUUCCCCGUCGCCCUGGAGAAGGAGGCCACUGGAGUGACGUGGCUCAAGGACGGCAAGCCCAUAGACGCAGGCUCCUCGCGCUACAAAGUGACGGGAUCCAAGAAGGACUUCUGCCUCGAGAUCCUGAACUGCUUACCGACGGAUGUUGGCCAGUACACCGUCAAAGCCGCCAGUAAAAAGGGAGAAACCGCAGCCACCUUCGCGCUCAAUCUCCUACCGGAAGAGAAAUAGUUUUUCAUUUCACCUAUAGUGACUUCCUGUUUAUUUCGUCAUCCCACUUAAUUCUGAAAGUUUACCGCGUCAGCUGAACAAUUAGCUUCUGAACUCAUCUCUCCGCUGCCGAGGAUGUUUUGCUUCCUCGACUUCACCGCAGCGUCCGUUUGUGGGAAGGAAGGAAGCUCGGGCUUGAGUUGUUAAUGUAUGCUUCGCGGCUGGGCCAUAGAGAAACCGUAACGAAGCCCGGGCUUGUGUUUUAAGUGCAUGCUUCACGUCUGGGUCGCAGUAACCCUAAAGAAGCCCGGGCUUGUGCUUUAAGUGUAUGCUUCACGGCUGGGUCGCAGUAGCCCUAAAAAAGCCCGGGCUUGUGUUCUAAGUGUAUGCUUCGCGGCUGGGUCGCAGACCCAACCCUAUUAAUUGGCUCUAUUAACUUAGAUUGUUUGUGUUCUGCAUCCCGAAAUUUUGUGCGGUCGGUUGUCUGAUGUUAUUUCUGCUAUUUGAAACGUCCUUAAAUUAGAGAAUUACUUUUUAGAAGGCCGACCAGGGCCCUAAUCGCUCAUUAUCAUUGUAAACAACGCCUAAAUGAAGUUACGAUCAGGUUAAGGCUACAAUCAUGCGUGUCGUGUGCUUGUGUGUCAUAUCACAUCGUAGAGUGAACGUCUCUUAUAACUUGCAAUGUAUAAAGAGUUAGCCUCGACGUUUAAUUAAUUCAUGAACCUAUGUUUUUAUUGAUUUGUGUUUUGCUGUUGAGAAUUCAUGUUUUUAAUCGUAAAUAUUUUUGCUGCUUAUGUUUUGUAGCGCUCUGAAUCAUUGUUCUGCCAGCGGUUGCAUCUCGGUUGCCAUCCAAGAUCCUUUCUGCGUCAUGACUCAACGUGGUCUUUGAGGCUUCGUACUGCUCUUCCAGUAAAGAAGAAUUAUUCACUAAAGAUACAACAUCGUAAUGUGUUCGCAACCAUCGAUGAUUAUUAAACUAUGUUCAUACUACGUACCCCGACCAGCCAGUUUGUUUCACAUUGCAUUGUUUCGACUGCGAUUUAAAAACCGACGCAUAAUAAAAUGACUGCGAAGUUCUACGAUCAACUCGACAUGUCUCCUGUACGAGUAAAUGUGCAUUUUAUUA
This is a messenger RNA of Hyalella azteca, 27533 nucleotides long. It is a transcript of the gene bent, whose product is annotated as twitchin. The transcript is spliced from 103 exons. Lineage: Eukaryota; Metazoa; Arthropoda; Malacostraca; Amphipoda; Hyalellidae. The record is from RefSeq and is a predicted model, not a curated record. Gene Ontology annotation, molecular function: ATP binding; protein kinase activity; protein binding. The coding region runs from base 221 to 26428 and encodes 8735 amino acids. Gene Ontology annotation, biological process: protein phosphorylation.